This is a messenger RNA of Pogona vitticeps (central bearded dragon), 2025 nucleotides long. NCBI's taxonomy places the organism in Eukaryota, Metazoa, Chordata, Lepidosauria, Squamata, Agamidae. The record is from RefSeq and is a predicted model, not a curated record.
UUCUAUCUCUAUGGCCGCACAAGCGCCAUAGAGCGUCUACCACUUUUCUAUCUCUAUGGCCGCGCAAGCGCCGUAGAGCGUCUACCACUAAACCCUAACACGCCGCCACCAACGAGAAAGAGGCGACGGAGCGGCAGCUCCGACUUCGCCCCGCCCCGCCACGUGAGGCCGGAGGCAGCGGGGGUCCGAUGGAUGCGGCGGCGGCGGGAGGGAUGCUGUCUUUCCGAGUGUUGGCGGAAUGCCGGCAGAGCCGAGCGCGCGCGUCCGAGUUGCGGCUGCCGCACGGCCCCGUCAGCUGCCCGGUCUUCAUGCCCGUGGGCACGCAAGGGACCAUGAAGGGCCUCACCGCCGCCCAGCUGGACGCCCUGGGGUGCCGCCUGUGCUUGGGCAACACCUACCACCUGGGCAUGCGCCCCGUGAUAGAUGUUUGCAACUGAGAAAGCAUAGCUUGUCUAUUUAUGAACUGGUCACGGAACCUGCUCACAGACAGUGGUGGGUUUCAGAUGGUCUCAUUGGUGGAGCUCUCUGAGGUGACGGAGGAAGGAGUACGCUUUUGUUCUCCUUAUGAUGGAAAAGAGAUACUGUUGACUCCAGAAAAAUCCAUUGAAAUACAGAAAGCGCUUGGAUCUGAUAUCAUGAUGCAGUUAGAUGAUGUGGUCAGCAGCACAGUCACUGGUCCCCGUGUAGAGGAAGCCAUGUUCAGGUCUAUUCGCUGGCUUGACAGAUGUAUUGCAGCCCACGGCAAGCCUAGCCAGCAGAGUCUGUUUGCUAUUAUCCAAGGUGGUCUGGAUCCUGCUCUUCGAACCAAGUGCCUGGAAGAAAUGACUAAACGUGACGUUCCAGGCUUUGCCAUUGGGGGCCUGAGUGGUGGUGAAGCCAAAGAUCACUUCUGGAGGAUGGUGGCCCUCACCACAAAUCACCUUCCAAGGAACAAGCCUCGCUAUCUUAUGGGAGUUGGUUACGCUACAGAUCUGGUGGUGUGUGUGGCUCUGGGCUGUGAUAUGUUCGACUGUGUCUUUCCCACAAGGACUGCCCGCUUUGGUUCAGCCUUGGUCCCCAGUGGCUCCCUGCAACUGAAGAACAAGCAGUAUGCCAAGGACUUCCGGCCAAUUGACCAGAACUGCCAUUGUCCCACCUGCCAGAGGUAUAGCCGAGCUUUCUUGAGUGCCCUCCUCCGCCACGACACGGCUGCCAUGCACCACAUAACCAUACAUAACAUUGCUUACCAGCUGAACCUGAUGAGUUCAAUACAAGAAAGCAUCAUGGAGCAGAGAUUCCCACAGUUUGUUCAGGAUUUCAUGAAGACCAUGUAUCAAAACUCGCACAACUACCCCCAGUGGGCCACAGAGGCCCUAGCCUCAGUAGGAAUCACUCUGGAGUGAGCUACCAAGGCAAUCAUCAAGCAGUAUGGGACCCUGUACCUAUGAAAUAGUAGAAAACACAGUCUGCUCCUUGACUCUGGGCUGCCUGGUUCAUUGAGAACAGCAAGUCUUCUGUAGCUCCCAGCCUUUCUUUCCAGAACGAUCAGCUAAGCAACUGCAUGCCAGGAACAGGAUUUUUUUUGUUGGACUACACAUCUCGUAAAUCCCCGUUUUGGGAGUUCUCUCUUAUUUACACACACCUUACAGACACCUAAAUGUGUCUGGCCCAGGAGAAAAGGCCUAAACUGUAAGGUGGGAUAUAAUUUUUACUCUUUUGUUAUCUAAGAUGAUGUGCCAGCUUCAUGUCUAGUCUCUUGUCGCUUUCUCAUUAAGAUUGAUGCAAACAUGUUAAAGCAUAUUCUGCCCUCUCUGAGAGUAUAUUAUUUAAUUCAUAUUUACCAUUUUGCAAGUCCUGAUAAAGUUCAGGUGUGGAAGAUACUAGAAUCUUGUUUUUCAGAGUUACUUUCAUGGUUCUGAGCUGCUUCUUGUGGGAAGCGUAGGCAAGGAUUCUCCCUCUUAUAAAGGCUUUACAUACUUCCUACUCCAUAAUGUGAGUGCUACUUGAUCCUCCAUUUAUAUUAAAGUAUUCUGAUAAUACAUCCAA